Messenger RNA from Fusarium vanettenii 77-13-4, 375 nucleotides. RefSeq lists its product as uncharacterized. Bases 1 to 375 code for a protein of 124 amino acids. Gene Ontology annotation, cellular component: cytoplasm; actin cytoskeleton; actin cortical patch. Gene Ontology annotation, biological process: cell motility; actin filament depolymerization; actin filament severing. The record is from RefSeq and is a predicted model, not a curated record. NCBI's taxonomy places the organism in Eukaryota, Fungi, Ascomycota, Sordariomycetes, Hypocreales, Nectriaceae. Gene Ontology annotation, molecular function: actin filament binding. The transcript has 4 exons.
AUGUCGGACGAGUGUAUCGCUGCCGUUAACGAACUCCGAUCCCGAAGAGACGCAGACAAGCCUCGCUUCGUCAUCUUCAAAAUUUCGGAUGAUGAACGCGAUGUUGUCGUGGAGGAAAUCUCUCCAGAGAAGGACUAUGAGUUUUUUCUGACGAGACUAUCAUCUGCCGUGGAUCCCAAGGGGAAGCCCGCCCCGCGUUACGCUGCUUACGAUGUCGAAUACGACCUUGGUGACGAAGGCAAAAGGGUCGCAACUGUCUUCACUGCCUGGGUUCCUGCUGGCACAUCGAUCAAGUCGCCACUAACAGAACGUCAAGUCUCGCAUGCGAUACGCGAGUACAAAGGGACAGCUACACAAAGCUCUCAAUAUCGGUAG